ACGGGGCCGUCCCUUCAUCCAAUCGCGUUGAGAGCAGAGCCAGAUGAUUGGUGACGAAGGCAGGCUAGCGUUUAUUUUGGCUUUGCUUCUCAUUUGUCUAGCUGACGCCGCCAUUAAACCAGACGGAGGCAACACAAACCAUGGAGAGUCACGGAUUGAUACCAUGAUUGGAGGAGUUCAGAGGCCUUGUCAAUGCGUGCUUUGGUCUGCAACAGGUUGACGUGUGCUUGAAGGAAAACAUGUGAGAGACUGAGGGAAUCGUGACUAUUGGGAUUGGGAAAGGUUUGACUGAGCAGGAGGAAGGAGGUGGGGGGCGGGGGGACUGGACAAGAAAGGUUUGUUGUGGUUUUCAGCAGCAGUUGAAAGACGGACGAAGUCGCGAAACGUUCCUCACAUCCGAACAGAGUGACCCACAAUGACAGAACAGAGGGUGAAGUGGGCCUGUGACUACUGCACUUUUGAGAACUGGCUCUCUGCAAUCAAGUGUACAAUGUGCCGAGCACCGAGGCAGAGGGGCCCCAUUAUCACGGAGGAACCUUACAAAAACCGUCCUGAUCUGGAUCCCAACGUGGAAUGGGAUCCGCCUAGAACUGAGAGCGGAAGCAGCCUCCUCAUUUGCCCUGACUCCAGUGCGAGACCCAGAGUCAGACCUUCCAGCAUGGCGGAGAUAGCCAGUAAGUGGUCUUGCCAGAUGUGCACCUACCUGAACUGGCCUCGAGCGAUUCGUUGCACGCAGUGCCUGUGUCAGCGCCCAAAGGCCGGCAGUCCCACGGAAUCCCCCCAGACAUCGGGCUCCAACGCAGGCUGCCGACCUGCCGUCCACUCUCCGGUGGACACCUGUGAGGAGUAUAACGACAGGAACAGACUCAACACCCACCAGCAGUAUUGGACGUGUGCAGCUUGCACUUACCAGAACUGGCCCAGAACCACAAAGUGUGUGGUGUGCAACCUCCCCAAGCCCAAUAACCAGGAAGCCAUAGAUUCGCCAGAGUGUGCAGAACCCUCGCCCCUGAUCAAUGAACAGGACAUGGCGCGAUGGAGGGGCAACGGCAGCGGAAGCCAGGGCCAGAGGAGAUCCCCUCCCAUGGCCAAGAGAGACGACCGGGUCAAAAUGGAUUUCCAGAGGAUAGAACUGGCAGCUGGAGCCAUGAGUAGAGAGGAGCAGGAGGUUGACUUCAAGAAGCUGAAGCAGAUUAGAAACCGGAUGAAGAAAACCGACUGGCUGUUUCUCAGUGCUUGUGCAGGAGUCGUGGAGGGAGACCUGGCAGCAGUGGAGGCCUACAAGUCGUCCGGCGGGGACAUUGCUCGACAGCUCACCGCCGACGAGGUGCAGCUCCUCAACCGCUCCUCCGCCUUCGACGUGGGCUUCACCCUGGUGCAUCUGGCCAUUCGCUUCCAGAGGCAAGACAUGCUAGCCAUUCUGCUGACGGAGGUGAACCAACAGGCAGCCAAGUGCAUUCCCUCCAUGGUCUGUCCGGAGCUGACGGAACAGAUCCGAAGAGAGAUCGCAGCUUCACUACAUCAACGCAAAGGGGACUUCGCCUGUUACUUCCUCACUGACCUGGUCACCUUCACUCUGCCUGCAGACAUUGAGGACUUGCCACCUGCUGUCCAGGAGAAGCUGUUAGAUGAGGUGUUGGAUCGAGAUGUGCAGAAAGAAUUAGAGGAGGAAUCUCCUGUUAUCAACUGGUCCAUGGAGCUGGGCACACGCCUGGACAGUCGCCUUUACGCUUUGUGGAACCGCACAGCAGGAGACUGUCUGUUGGACUCUGUUCUUCAGGCCACCUGGGGCAUCUACGACAAGGACUCUGUCCUCCGCAAGACCCUCCACGACAGUCUGCACGACUGCUCUCACUGGUUUUACACACGUUGGAAGGAGUGGGAGUCUUGGUACUCGCAGAGUUUUGGUUUACAUUUCUCCCUUAGAGAGGAGCAGUGGCAGGAGGACUGGGCGUUCAUCCUGUCUUUGGCUAGCCAGCCGGGCGCCAGUCUGGAGCAGACCCACAUUUUUGUUCUGGCACAUAUUCUUCGGAGACCAAUCAUAGUCUACGGAGUGAAAUACUACAAAAGUUUCCGUGGGGAAACGUUAGGAUACACUCGCUUUCAAGGCGUGUACCUGCCGCUGCUGUGGGAGCAGAGCUUCUGCUGGAAGAGCCCCAUCGCCCUGGGCUACACGCGCGGACACUUCUCGGCGCUGGUGGCCAUGGAGAACGACGGCUACGACAACCGCGGCGCCGGCGCCAACCUCAACACCGACGACGACGUCACCGUCACCUUCCUGCCGCUGGUGGACAGCGACAGGAAGCUGCUGCACAUCCACUUCCUGUCGGCUCAGGAGAUGGGGAACGAGGAGCAGCAGGAGAAGCUGCUGAGGGAGUGGCUGGACUGCUGCGUGACCGAUGGAGGCAUGCUGGCCGCCAUGCAGAAGAGCUCCCGCCGCCGCAACCACCCCCUGGUCACCCAGAUGGUGGAGAAGUGGCUGGACCGAUACCGCCAGCUCCGGCCCUGCGCCUCCCUGUCCGACGGCGAGGAGGAGGACGACGACGACGAGUGAGGGGGGGGGGGGGAGGAGAGGGGAAGAGUUGCAGCUUGAAGCUGGACAUUGGAGGCUCUUUGAGAGUGUCUUUUAUUUUUUUUUCCUCCUUUUUUUUCUCCCCCCAAAAUGUAAAUCCAUCACUUGUAAUAAUGCAUGUGUUCUGUGAGCUCAGUGGUAGAGAAAAUACCAGCCCCAUCCCAACAGAACCCCAUCACCGUUCCCCCCACAGCACAUCACACCCACUCGCCCUCGUGUACUGCGGUUUCUCCCCGUUUGUUAUUGAGUCAUUAUCUCGACUAAACGUAUAGGAACAUAUAUUCUACUUAAGGAAAUCCCAAAGCUGCACUGGAAGAGGAAUUUCAUUUACAGACUUGCCUGGAAUUUAGCUGAAAACAGAGGAUGCUAAUCCACGUGUGUGCUGAAGGGGUCAGAUGCACCCGUUUUUUCCCCCAUUUGCUGAUCAUCCCGCAAACCCCACUGGAUGUUGGAUUUAUUUAUUUAUUUAGGAGCGUUGGCACAUGGGGCCGCUACCCUUUUGUUCUGCCCUGUUUUAUCUGUGUUCCGUUUGUUCCACUCGGUCUUGAAGUAUUUAAUUUUGCACAGAUAAUACCUACAUCCUGUGAGGGAAAAAGGGGGAGUGUGACAUUCGAGUUUACUGACAUUUUUACAUGCAACUUGGUAGCUCUUGUUCAUGUUGGAGUGGGUGAUGGUGACGCCGGCGGGGAAAAGACAAAACCAAACACUCCGCCUCUUUCAGUGGAGAGCAUUAAUAUUAAAUUUGACUCACUUGCAUCUAC
Molecule: messenger RNA, 3333 nt
Organism: Menidia menidia (Atlantic silverside)
Lineage: Eukaryota; Metazoa; Chordata; Actinopteri; Atheriniformes; Atherinopsidae
Source: the annotation of a GenBank genome assembly